CACUCUUUAACUUCUUCAUAGCUCUACAGUAUGCCAAGCCUUUGCAUUUCCUUCCCAGAAGCAAUGGCUUGACACGCGUUUCAUGCUUUGCGGAUUCCUUGGGCCAGACACCCUUUCUUUCCCUCGACUUUCCAAAGGCACAAAAUGGCCAACGUCUGCGAUCUGCCAGAAGACGUUUUGAUCGAGAUCCUGAUCCGGAUCCCGGCGAGGGAAUUAAUCCGCAACUGCCGCCCGGUGUGUCCGCUUUGGCGGGACUUGGUCGACCUGCCGAGCCUUUGGAAGCGCAAAUGCCAACGUGACGGAUAUCACGCCAGGAACCCGGAGAAAACCCCUCCGGACUGGAAGAUCCACUACUUCCUGUGCAGCUUGGAACGGAACCUGAUCAAGAACCCAUGCGCAGAAGACGGUUUUAGUCGCUGGAGCAUAGACGAGAACGGCGGGGACGAGUGGAAAAUUGAGGCCAUCCCUGGGGCUCAUGGGCGCGGAUUCCCUCACCCGCAUGUUCAGAAGUACUUUGUCACAUCCUUCUACUCCUGCAUCAAGAGCCAGAUGAUCACCUUGAAGAAAGAAGGCUACUGGGAUGAGCUGAUGGACGAAGUCAGGCCGGACAUCGUGGUCAAGGACUGGCCUCGCACACUUUCCAUGACUACCCUCCGGGCGUGCGCCACAUCCUCUUCCGCCACGGAGGCCGCGACACGCAGUUCUGGUCCGGGUGGUACGGGGUCCGUGUCACCAACUCCAGCCUCUCCGUCGGCCCCGAUGUGGCCCCGUGAUGCCCCACGCCCUGCGCGUACCUCGUACCUCCUUUUGCAAAACGCAAGAAAUCAACAACAACGUGAAAAGCACCAACGGAAGGAGCGGAAAGCAUCAGAGGAUUAUUUAAUAUCCGGGGGAAACCCCACCGAUGUAAACAAAGUCACAUAUAAAUAGGAUUUAAGACCAAGAACCCCAUAGAGAAAAACAACAGGGUUUGAAUGACAUCCUCACUGGUUCCUCUUAAAUGCACUCUGCGAUAUUUACGAAGGCUUGAUCAGGUCCCUUUCUGAGCCCGCUCUUCGACAUACAGCUGCAUCUGUUGGGAGGAAAUAAUCCAGAAAUAAGCUCCAAAGCAAGGGAUGUAGUAAGAUCUGGUUCGUAGUAAAGUUGUAGUAAAGUUGUAGUAAGGUCGGCUCACCUUUAGAAGGUCCGACGUCAUGGUCUUCAGCGGGAUCAGGCGUGGGUCAUGCAUAUGGACGUCCUGCUCGUCGGCCAGGAUCCAAGGGAAAUCCUUUGCGGAGGAAAAACAAAACGGGUUUGUUGGAUGGAGUUGACAUUAAAUACGUUAUAUUGCGUUUCUAAUCCUGGAAUUAAAAGAAAAUGCCGCUUUCUCACCUUGA
Molecule: messenger RNA, 1376 nt
Organism: Anolis carolinensis (green anole)
Lineage: Eukaryota; Metazoa; Chordata; Lepidosauria; Squamata; Anolidae
Product: F-box only protein 6
Exons: 5
Coding region: 145-930 (261 amino acids)
Biological process (GO): glycoprotein catabolic process; SCF-dependent proteasomal ubiquitin-dependent protein catabolic process
Cellular component (GO): cytoplasm; SCF ubiquitin ligase complex
Molecular function (GO): ubiquitin protein ligase activity; protein binding
Source: RefSeq, a predicted model, not a curated record